Paecilomyces variotii is the source of this 1095-nucleotide messenger RNA. Its product is annotated as regulator of G protein signaling domain protein. NCBI's taxonomy places the organism in Eukaryota, Fungi, Ascomycota, Eurotiomycetes, Eurotiales, Thermoascaceae. The record is from RefSeq and is a predicted model, not a curated record. The transcript has a single exon. Bases 1 to 1095 code for a protein of 364 amino acids.
AUGCUAGCAAAGAAGACCAUUCCGACGCCAUCUUCCUGGAACUUGACCCCUGACCAAAGCCCGCAACUCUCGCCCGUUUCCUCGGAAGGUGAGGCAGACCACGAUAGUGACAUGGAUGCGGAUAGCACUCGGGGCACCAGGCCCAUGAGCAUGGCCAUCCCCAGUGGAGCGUUCUGUCCAAUCCGGCCAACCUUGGACGACGUUUUGGCUAACACCGCCCCUCCUCCUUACACGCUCAGCGCUUUCAUGGCUUAUCUCUCGCAGAACCACUGCCUCGAGACGUUGGAAUUCACGAUGGAAGCCAAGAGAUAUGGGGAGACGUAUCAAGCCGUAUCCCACCAGCUGAGCGAAUCUCCCAUUUGCUCAGACUGUCCCCAGACGGAGCACCUGUGUAUGCUGUGGCAACGAUUGAUAUCCGCAUAUAUCUUGCCGGGAUCUCCACGAGAAAUCAAUCUCUCGAGCUCAGUCCGUGACGGUCUACUUGAGUACGCUGACUCGACCACCCCACCUCCCCCUGAGGUGCUGGAUUCUGCGGUGACACGGAUGCACGACCUCAUGGAGGAGUCCAUCUUUAUCCCUUUUCUGAACAGCUCUUCUUCGUCUGCUCACAUCGCGAGUCAGUCGUGCCCCUCCUACAUGAAUCCAAAUGAAUGUUAUCGGUUCUCGAAUCCUAGCCUGGACGAUCUUACUCGGGUAACUACCCAGGGUCGUCGAGGGUCUCCGCGGCCGUCCGUGUUGGAAUCUGCGUCCCCGCGUUCUCCUGGCAGUGGCCAUCCCCAUGGUCGCCCAAGCCUGAACGUCGUUGCGGCCCUGUCGAAGACGGGCAGUCGCGUGCCGGGUCACCACUCUGCCUCUAGUGGUGAUUCUGGGUCAACCAGUCUUGUCGAAGAUUCGGGUAGCAGCAACACGUCCAGUCCUACGGCAGGUGAACCGAUGACACCGCCGAUGACUCCACCGUCUAGCGACCUGUCCUCCGGUGGCACUCCCAAGAGGACGGAUAAUCCGUGGAAGAAGAUGGGAUUGAAACUCGGCUUUAAGAAACGGUCCGGGGGCAGUGCAUCUCAUCGUGAAAACCGAAUGCCGGGAGAUGAAUGA